AUGGACUUGGAGGUCAAGGGAGCAAGGAAGAAGAGAGUGGUGUGCGGCCAACCUAAGAUUAAGUGGGGAGACUUAACUAAGGGAAAGGUUCAGGAGUUGAGAGAGAAGCUGUUGGCUAUGGGGCGUAUUAAGUGCGAGGAGGUUGAUGUGGCAAUACGGAAGAUGAGCAUGGGUAAGGCAACUGGGCCUGGCGAGAUCACGGUGGAAUUUUGGAAGAGGAGGGGAAGGUCAACUAUAGAAGCUAUUCACCUUGUGAGACGAUUGGUGGAGCAGCAUAGGGAGAGGAAAAAAGACUUACACAUGGUGUUCAUUGACCUUGAGAAAGCCUAUGAUAAAGUCCCGAUGAAGGUGCUAUGGAGAUGUUUGGAGGUUAGCGGAGUCCCGAUAGCAUCCAUUAGGGUGAUUAAGGACAUGUACAAAGGUGCUAAGACUCGGGUAAGGACUGCGGGAGGAGAUUCAAAACAUUUCCCUAUGGAGAUGGGGUUGCAUCAGGAUCAACCCUUAGCUCGUUUUUGUUUGCCCUCCGUUGGAUAUGCUGAUGCAACACAUAUAAGGGAGAGUUCAAUAGUUGAUGAGAGGCAUGAAGAAGAAGUGGAAGUAAUGAUUGAUACUCAAGUCAUUCCCAAAAGAGAUAGUUUCAAGUAUCUUGGGUCUAUAAUCCAAGGUGAGGGGGAAAUUGACGAGAAUUUUACUCACCGCAUUGGAGCGGGUUGGAUGAGAUGGAGGCUAGCUUCAGGGGUUUUAUGCAACAAGAAUGUGCCGCCUAGACUUAAGAGCAAAUUCUAUAGGGUGGUGGUUAGAUUGGCUAUGUUGUACGGAGUUGAGUGUUGGCCCGUCAAGAAGUCCCAUGUCCAGAAGAUGAGCGUAGCUGAGAUGAGUAUGUUGAGAUGGAUGUGUGGACAUACUAGGAAAGACAAGAUUAGGAAUAAAGUUAUUAGGGACAAGGUGGGAGUGACAUCUAUGGAAGACAAGUUGCGGGAAUCGAGGCACAUGAUUAUAUGA
This is a messenger RNA of Nicotiana attenuata, 1002 nucleotides long. RefSeq lists its product as uncharacterized. Bases 1 to 1002 code for a protein of 333 amino acids. The record is from RefSeq and is a predicted model, not a curated record. The transcript has 4 exons. NCBI's taxonomy places the organism in Eukaryota, Viridiplantae, Streptophyta, Magnoliopsida, Solanales, Solanaceae.